This is a messenger RNA of Miscanthus lutarioriparius, 603 nucleotides long. NCBI's taxonomy places the organism in Eukaryota, Viridiplantae, Streptophyta, Magnoliopsida, Poales, Poaceae. The record is from the annotation of a GenBank genome assembly.
AUGGAAGCAGAGGAUGUGAGCGGCGGGAAGGGCAGCUGGUACGUGCUUGGGGAGCGUGCGCUGAUGGUGCCGUACAUGCGGGAGCACGUGCCGCGGUACCACGACUGGAUGCAGGACCCGGCGCUGCUGGAGGCCACCGCGUCGGAGCCCCUCUCCCUCUCGCAGGAGUUCGAGGUUCACCGCUCAUGGACCCUGGACCCCCUAAAGCACACUUUCAUAGUCUUGGACAAGGAGUUGAUAGAGGGAGAGUUCGUGCCAGGCAACCCGCAUACUGAAGCUAUGGUUGGUGAUGUGAACAUAUAUAUGAAUGACUCUGAUGAUAUGCAGAUCGCAGAGAUAGAGAUCAUGAUAGCUGAACAUAAGAGCCGUGGGAAGGGAAUCGGUCAAGAAGCAAUCUUGCUGAUGAUGGCAUUUGCUGUAGAGAAAUAUGGAAUUCACACAUUCAGGGCAAAAAUUAGUGAAUCAAAUACGGCAUCCCUUAAGCUCUUCAGAAAGUUGGGCUUCAAGGAUGCUUCAUACAGUGCGGUGUUUAAGGAGGUGACUCUGGAGGCACCUGCUGACUCACUCCCGUUGAGAUUUCCUCUAACCAUUGGAGACUGGUGA